Molecule: messenger RNA, 1170 nt
Organism: Paraphaeosphaeria sporulosa
Lineage: Eukaryota; Fungi; Ascomycota; Dothideomycetes; Pleosporales; Didymosphaeriaceae
Product: sphingolipid delta4-desaturase
Exons: 3
Coding region: 1-1170 (389 amino acids)
Biological process (GO): ceramide biosynthetic process
Cellular component (GO): membrane
Molecular function (GO): sphingolipid delta-4 desaturase activity
Source: RefSeq, a predicted model, not a curated record
AUGAAGUCGUCAGUCACUACAGCGACCCAGCAGCCCAAGCAGCCGGCCAAGAGGAGCUUGACCGUCAAGGGCGAGGCGCAGAAAACAGAGCAAACCGCCCCUCAGAACGAACACGACCACUUUUUCUGGACUUACACCGAAGAGCCGCACCGGACACGGCGACAGGCAAUUAUCAAGGCCCAUCCGGAAGUAACGAAACUCUGCGGACCAGAGCCCCUCACCAAAUAUGUCGUUGCAUUCGUCGUCUCCCUGCAGGUCUUCUGUGCAUACCUCCUCCGUGACAAGCCGUUUUUGUCAUGGUCGACUUUCCUCACCGCAUACAUAAUCGGCGCCACGGCGAACCAGAACCUCUUCCUUGCAAUCCACGAGAUCUCACACAACCUGGCCUUCAGGAGCCCGCUAGCGAACAGGGUCUUUGCCGUGUUUGCCAAUCUCCCAAUUGGAAUACCAUAUAGCGCGUCGUUCAGGCCAUAUCAUCUUACGCACCACAAAUCACUUGGCGUGAACGGCCUGGACACCGAUCUCCCCACCGCAUUCGAAGCCCUCUUUCUUGACUCGGUCGGCGGUAAAGCAUUCUUUUGCACCUUCCAGAUCCUCUUCUACGCCCUCCGGCCAAUGUUCGUCUACCAGCUCCCGCUGACCAAGAUCCACCUCUUCAACGUCGUCGCCCAGCUCGUCUUCGAUUACGCACUUGUACACAUUAUCGGCGGAAAGGCGCUCGGAUACAUGAUCUUGAGCAGCUUCUUGGCCGGCUCUCUACACCCAUGCGCAGGCCAUUUCAUCGCGGAGCAUUACGUCUUCGAGAAGCCCAACAAGGACGCCAUGAACGCAGCAAACAAGAUCCCAAUCCCGGAGACAUACUCCUACUAUGGCGUGCUCAACUUUUUCACGUACAACGUUGGACUGCACAACGAGCACCACGAUUUCCCUGCUGUGCCGUGGACGCGCCUCCCGAAGCUGAACAAGAUCGCGCACGAGUUUUACGAUGAUCUGCCCGUGCACAAGAGCUGGGUGAAUGUCAUUUGGCAGUUUAUCUGGGACAAGGAUGUCAGUCUGUGGUCUCGUGUAAAGAGAGAAGAGGGUGGAAGGAGGGUUGGUGGUGGCAGCGGAUGGAACGAGGAAGACCUGGGCCACAAUGAGAAGAAGGGACCCAUUCCUGGAGUCUUGUAG